Messenger RNA from Heterostelium album PN500, 696 nucleotides. RefSeq lists its product as uncharacterized. The transcript is spliced from 3 exons. Bases 1 to 696 code for a protein of 231 amino acids. Lineage: Eukaryota; Evosea; Eumycetozoa; Acytosteliales; Acytosteliaceae. The record is from RefSeq and is a predicted model, not a curated record.
AUGAAAAAUUUAAUUAAAUUUUAUUUAUUUCGAUUUUUCAUUGGUCAACUCACUUUCAACCUCGAUAUAUCAGGAAUUAAAGGUAAAAUGGAUAUACCAAAGACAUAUGAGGAAUUCAUUAUUUGUGAUGAGGUAAUGAAACAAAGAUUAUUUGCUGAAAUCACAGAGUAUUUAGGAUUGUAUUCGAACAUUGUACGAUUUUUGAAAUAUAUAUUAUUUUCAAAAAAAAACACAGUGAAUCCCCCGGCCGUACCUCAGCGUCAACAUGUACGUGCUGUUGCUCAAACUCUUCAGCCUGCUGUCGUUCAAGUUCUUCAGCCUGCUUUGACUCAAUCUCCUCAGCCUGCUUUCCCUCAAUCUCCUCAGCCUACUUUCGAUCAAUCUCCUCGGUCUGCUGUCGUUCAGGUCCAUCAUCCUAUUGGUGUCAAUGAGCUUUGCCAACUUCCUGCUAACAAUGGAAAUACGUUAUACUCACAACCAAUGUAUUCUAAUCAAUUUGAUCCAAAUACAUUUAGAUUAGUUGACCACUCUGUUUACACGACCAAUAAUAGUUUAUACAUAGCUGGGCAACUUCAAUCCCAGCACCCUCAAUAUAAUAGCAUUGGUACUGUACCAGUCAACAACUCUAAUAAUACAGCUCUAAUUCAACAAUCACCAGGUACACCAAUCCUAGCCAGAAAAGACCCAAAAAUUUAA